This is a messenger RNA of Triplophysa dalaica, 4909 nucleotides long. RefSeq names its product fms related receptor tyrosine kinase 1 (gene flt1). Bases 223 to 4086 code for a protein of 1287 amino acids. Gene Ontology annotation, biological process: protein phosphorylation; vascular endothelial growth factor receptor signaling pathway; positive regulation of kinase activity. Gene Ontology annotation, cellular component: plasma membrane; signaling receptor complex. The record is from RefSeq and is a predicted model, not a curated record. Gene Ontology annotation, molecular function: vascular endothelial growth factor receptor activity; ATP binding. The transcript is spliced from 30 exons. NCBI's taxonomy places the organism in Eukaryota, Metazoa, Chordata, Actinopteri, Cypriniformes, Nemacheilidae.
GUCAUUAUGGGCAAGAGUUAAACUGGAAUUCGAGCCAGGUCCUUCUGCAUAAAGACUUCUUAUACUCGGGACAUAACUGAAGUUGAUCGCAGUCCAUGUGAAACAAGGCUUUGAGGAGUUUGGUGUUGAGAAGUGAAUUGAUUCUCUGGAGUAUUAGAUCUGCACUGUUGGCUACUGUAGGUGUUCAUCUCCAAACAAGGGACUUCAAGCAAGACCAAGAGAAUGCUCGAUAUAUUAUUUGUGAUGAUAUUUGGACUGUCAGGUCGUGUUCUGGCGAAAGAUACAGACCCAAAAGGAAAGUUCAGUUCCCCAAUGUUGGAUGUUACUGAGAAGCAUCUUAUCAUAGAGACAAACCAGACACUUCAGCUCAACUGCAGGGGACGCUGGGAGCUUCAGUGGGUUUUGCCAUCAAGUGUUCCAAUAGUCUAUCAUGGCACCCAGAUAAAAGAAUCUCGUUGUGGGAAGAAAAAUAAGCAGUACUGUAGCCAUCUAACACUGAGUCCUGCUUUAGCUCAACACACUGGCUCUUACCGCUGCAGGUACCGUCAAAAGCAGCGCAAACCGGCCUCUGUGUACGUCUUUAUCACAGAUAUCCACCGGCCAUUCGUGAAGGUGCAGUCUGAGAUCCCAGACGUGGUGUACAUUAAGGAAGGAGAGCCUUUAAUCUUCCCCUGCCGGGUCACACAUCCCGAUGCCAAAGUGUCAUUGGUCAAGUUUCCUUUACACCGGUUGAUCCCCGAUCACAGAAGCAUCACCUGGAACAGCAAGCACGGUUUCACCGUCCGUAGCCCCACAUUCUUCUACAUUGGACUUUUUUUUUGCGAGACUAUCGUCAAUGGGGUCAAAUACACUAACAAAUUCUUGACCCACAGGCCUGUGAAUAAGAUCAUGGAUGUGUAUUUGAACAGCACAGGUUUGGUGCACACUUUACAAGGGGACAUGUUAGUGCUGAACUGCACCGUAACCGCCGAAUGGAACUCUAGAGUGUCCAUAAGCUGGACUUACCCCGGGAAGGCUAAUGGCUCUGGCACUGUCAUCAGACGCAUAGCGAAUAGCCAAACCAACAUUCUGUUCUACAGCAUUCUCACCAUCCCCAGACUAAGCAAAUCAGACAGAGGACUUUACAAAUGUCACGUGACAAGUGGUCCAUCCAAGAGAGACACAAAUACAACAGUCAUUGUCUAUGACAAGCCUUUCAUUCGACUCAAGCACAAAAAUGGCUCUGUGGUUCAGGUUUCCGCGGGACAGAAAUCUUUCCGUCUUAGCCCAAAACUAAAGGCCUUCCCUGCACCAGAAAUCAUCUGGUUGAAGGAUGCGAUGGUGGCUUCCGAGCAGUGUUCUCGUUACCAUGUUGAUGGGUAUUCGCUGGUCAUCCGGGAUGUUGCUGAAGAGGAUGCAGGACUCUACACCAUCCUCACUGGAAUCCAGCAGUAUGGACUUUUUCAAAACCUCACAAUCACAGUGAGGGUAAACGUGAAGCCACAGAUUGCAGAGAAGAGCGUGUCCUCACAACAGACUGCGACCGUCCAGCGAGGCAUUAAACGAGCCAUCCACUGCACCUCUUACGGAGUUCCGGCCCCCCAAAUUACGUGGCUGUGGCAACCGUGCCCUCCGAAAGGCCUAUGCGAGAAUCCUCCUCCUUCCUCCUGGAUUGCAGUCGGUGAGAAGACAGAAGUCACGUCCACCCACAAUCCCAUCCUGACCAUCAGCAACAGACAGGAAGUGUUGCAGGGGAAGAAUAAGACUGUAGGAGUUUUAACAGUGGGUGAAGCAUUGAUAUCUGGGAUCUAUCGGUGCGUUGCUUCCAACUUCCUGGACAGAGAUCAACUAGACAUUUUAUUUUAUGUCACAGAUGUCAGGGGAGGCUUCGUUGCAUCUUUAGAGGAAGAGCCCAGAGAAGGGGGAGACCUUCGCUUGAUCUGUAUGGCCAAUAAGCACCUCUAUUCAGACCUGUCGUGGUAUAGAAUAACAAAUCAAUCCACAGCAUCAGAAGAACUUUCAGUUCUCAGAGGAGAGCUCACACAAGGGCAGUUCUCGCUCACCCUGCGCCUUCUGCUGAAGAAUGUGACCGCACAGGAUUCAGGAUUGUACCGCUGCUCCACCACAGACCUGCUUACAGGAGAACGUAUGAACCUUGAUACACCAGUAGAGGUCACAGUUUUGCGGGCUCCUGUGCUGCAACAAAAUCUGAGCGAUCACAAUGUAAAUGUCAGCAGCUCGGUCACUCUCCAUUGCCCCGCUCAAGGAGUUCCACAACCCCGUGUUGUAUGGUAUAAGGACCAGAGAAAACUCCAACAGGUGUCCGGCAUUAUGCUGUUUCCUGAGGAAGGAACUCUUCAUAUUGACCGAAUUACAGCUGAAGACCAGGGACUUUACACGUGUGAGGCAACCAAUGAGAGGGGGUCUGUGGAGAGCUCCGCCUACAUUUGGGUUCAAAGUUCUUCUGAUUCUCUGUCUCUGGAGAUCCCAACGCUGGCGUGUACAUGUGUUGUGGCCACUCUCUUCUGGCUGCUUCUCACACUGCUCAUUCGCAAACUCAAACAAUCAGACUCCAUGAAUGGGACAACAGAGUACCUGCCUAUCAUCCUGCACCCAGGGGAGGAGCCUCUGACCGAGCACUGUGAUAGGUUACAGUACGACCCAAACCAAUGGGAGUUCCCACGUGAACGCCUUAAACUAGAAAAGCCACUGGGGCGAGGGGCAUUUGGGCAAGUGAUGCAGGCCUCGGCUUUUGGAAUUCGCAAUCUAGCCAGCUGCACCACGGUGGCGGUCAAAAUGCUUAAAGAUGGCGCGACGCCCAGUGAACACAAGGCUCUUAUGACAGAACUGAAGAUCCUCAAUCAUAUCGGUCAUCACUUAAAUGUGGUCAAUCUUCUUGGCGCCUGCACCAAACCAGGAGGGCCUCUAAUGGUCGUAGUGGAGUACUGCAAGUUUGGGAACCUGUCUGCGUACCUUAAGAGCAAACGAGAGGUUUUUCUAUUGAACAGGGUGAAUACAGACGAAGAAGAGGACAGGACGGAGGAGGGAUGCCAUCCACGUCUGGUCAGUGUGUCCAGCAGCAGAAGCAAUGCCGGUUCAGGAUUAAACGAGGAGAGAGAAGAACACUCAGAAGAUGACAGUGAACCUCUUCCCGAAUCCGCCAGUCCUCUCCUGCUUGAGGACCUGAUUUCCUACAGCUUUCAGGUAGCCAGAGGAAUGGAGUUUCUUGCAACUCGCAAGUGCAUUCAUCGAGAUCUUGCAGCCAGAAACAUCUUGCUGUCUAACAACAACGUGGUGAAGAUCUGUGAUUUCGGCUUGGCCCGAGACGUGUACAAAGACCCUGACUAUGUGCGCAAAGGAGAUGCACGGUUGCCGUUGAAGUGGAUGGCUCCUGAAUCAAUCUUCGACAAGGUCUUCACUACUCAGAGCGAUGUGUGGUCCUAUGGCGUUCUUCUCUGGGAAAUCUUCUCACUUGGAGCAUCUCCGUAUCCAGGUGUAAAUAUUGAUGAAGAGUUUUGCCACAGACUGAAACAAGGAACACGAAUGUGUCCUCCUGAAUACAGCACCCCUGAGAUUUACAGCAUCAUGUGUGCUUGCUGGGAAAAUACCGCUGAAGAAAGACCCUCAUUUACAGCUCUAGUACAGAUACUGGGAGACCUUCUGCAGACCUGUGUCAGACAGGAUGGAAAGGACUAUAUUCCACUAAACACUUUUAUUUCUGGAGAAAGCAAUAUGGAGAAUUUGAAACAGAAAGACAGAAACCAGACUGCUUCUGGCUACAUGAAUGCGGGAAAAAUCAAAGCCAUGAGCACUUUUGAGGAAGACACACACAAAGAAAUAUGUGAUGACAACCAGUCAGACAGUGGAAUGAUCCUUCCAUCUGAAGAGUUAAUUCAGGUGAAAUGGAUGGACAGACUCAAAACCAAAAACAUCACCAGGUUCUUUUCCAAAGGUCAAAACCAUUGCACGAUGCUGCCUUGUAUGAAGAGCGCCCCCUGUCGUCAUAAAGACAACAUUCCUCAAGCUGCCCCUCAUGUGUGUUUCUCAGAAAGAUGCUGCUCUGCUCCACCAGACUACAAUGCUGCGGUCCUCUACCCCUGUUUCUAGCACACGUCAUCGUCACUGUAAACACCACAUCCGUUGGCAGGUUAAAAAUGCUGCUUAUAUUUUAGCUGAUUUGCAUUUUGUUCCUUAUAAUGCUGAAUAUAUGUCCGGUCAGACCAGGAUUUCUGAAUGCAUUCUCAUAGACUCCAAUUUCCAACUUCUCUUUUUGUCUGUUGCAGACGAAAGACAGAUUUAAAAUGACAUGAGGAAUGAAAUAUAAUUUUUGGGGUAAACUAUCCUUUUAAUGCAUUCAGCCACAUUUUACUUUUACAUGUGACAUUAAUUGAUCCCGAUUAUCUUUAAACUAUAUUAAAUCUAAAUGCGCCGUGAAAGCAAGGUUAAUCUAUACCUCUUGUCCACCUUUAAUUUUGUUUUAGUAGUUACUCAUGUAUAUCAUAAACUAAUGAAAUGCAUUUAAUAAAAUCACUGCUUAUAGGUACCAAAUGUUUAACUGUAGAGCAUCACACUCACAGGUCUUGUGCUGCAAAUGUCAUAUGCUGGAAAAUGUCACUGUAGACUGUUUUUAUUUACAUUCAAUACUUUAAUAGUAACCUGAAAAUAAAGCAAUCAUCUAUGGGGUAUGUAAAUGCUGAAAAUUGCUUAAAUUGAAAGUUUCAAGAAUCUUUGAAGAUGGCUGCUAAUACUUGAUUGCAUGCAAGUUAAAUUCUUGUAUUGAAAGUGUUUAAAGGAAAAAAUGCAAAGGCAAAAUAAAAUGCUGUCCAACUGAUUUAUAUUAAGUAUUAUAUCAUUCUUGGGGAGGUAAGGUUUGAUGAAACUGUUGGCUAAUGUGUGUGGCAGAUAGGCGGCACCAGGACUUGUAUACUUG